This is a messenger RNA of Puntigrus tetrazona (Sumatra barb), 9204 nucleotides long. RefSeq names its product inositol 1,4,5-trisphosphate receptor type 1-like. Gene Ontology annotation, molecular function: inositol 1,4,5-trisphosphate-gated calcium channel activity; inositol 1,4,5 trisphosphate binding. Gene Ontology annotation, cellular component: endoplasmic reticulum; membrane. Gene Ontology annotation, biological process: calcium ion transmembrane transport. The record is from RefSeq and is a predicted model, not a curated record. NCBI's taxonomy places the organism in Eukaryota, Metazoa, Chordata, Actinopteri, Cypriniformes, Cyprinidae.
UAAUAACUUUCUCAAACUGAGGACGAAACGUCUGGGAAAAUACCGCGGACGCUUUUGCUCCAACUUCGCCGGAGAGAGGUGGUGGAGCGGUUGCCAUGGUGGAUAAAAUGUCAAGUUUCCUGCACAUUGGGGACGUUUGCUCCCUUUAUGCCGAGGGCUCUACCAGUGGCUUCAUAAGCACUCUGGGGUUGGUUGAUGACAGAUGUGUUGUCCAACCAGAUGCAGGGGACCUGAACAACCCACCCAAGAAGUUCAGGGACUGUCUGUUCAGACUGUGUCCCAUGAACAGAUACUCUGCACAGAAACAGUUCUGGAAAGCUGCCAAACCUGGAGGAACCAGCACCACAGAUACUGUUCUGCUCAACAAACUCCAUCAUGCUGCUGAUUUAGAAAAGAAACAAAAUGAAUCGGAGAACAAAAAGCUUUUAGGAACAGUCAUUCAGUAUGGCAACGUCAUCCAGCUUCUCCAUCUGAAGAGUAAUAAGUAUCUGACGGUAAAUAAGCGCUUACCAGCUCUUCUUGAGAAGAAUGCCAUGCGUGUAACCCUGGAUGCUGCAGGGAAUGAAGGCUCGUGGUUCUACAUUCAACCCUUCUAUAAGCUCCGCUCUAUUGGAGACAACGUGGUCAUUGGAGAUAAGGUUGUGUUAAACCCCGUCAAUGCCGGACAGCCACUUCAUGCCAGUAGCCAUCAACUUGUUGAUAAUCCAGGAUGCAAUGAGGUGAAUUCAGUGAACUGCACCACCAGUUGGAAAAUUGUUCUUUUCAUGAAAUGGAGUGACAACCAGGAGGUUGUCUUAAAAGGAGGAGACGUGGUGAGGCUGUUCCAUGCAGAGCAGGAGAAGUUUUUGACAUGCGACGAACACAGAAAAAAGCAGUAUGUCUUUUUGCGUACCACCGGGCGCCAGUCUGCAACCUCUGCCACUAGUAGCAAAGCGCUCUGGGAGGUUGAGGUGGUUCAGCAUGAUCCCUGCAGAGGCGGAGCCGGCUACUGGAACAGUCUCUUUAGGUUCAAACAUCUGGCCACUGGCCAUUACCUCGCUGCAGAGGUAAAUCCAGACUAUGAAGAAGAAUGCCUGGAGACCCGUUCCUCUCUGGAUUCAGAGCAGGAAGUGAUGCGAGCACGUGCACGCAACCCUCAGGACAAGGUUAUGUAUACGCUGGUGUCUGUUCCUGAUGGAAAUGACAUAUCGUCGAUCUUUGAGCUUGACCCUACUACCCUGAGAGGAGGAGACUCUCUUGUGCCAAGAAAUUCAUAUGUGAGGCUCAGGCAUCUCUGCACAAAUACAUGGGUUCACAGCACCAACCAGCCAAUAGAUAAAGAGGAAGAGAAACCGGUCAUGCUCAGAAUAGGAACGUCUCCUCUGAAGGAAGAUAAAGAGGCUUUUGCUAUAGUGCCAGUUUCUCCAGCUGAGGUUCGUGAUCUGGAUUUUGCUAAUGAUGCUAGUAAAGUCUUAGCUUCCAUUGCAGCCAAACUGGAAAAGGGCACCAUCACCCAGAAUGAGAGGAGGUCAGUGACAAAGCUGCUGGAGGAUCUGGUGUAUUUUGUGGUGGACAUUCCCAGCAGUGCUCAGGAUGUGCUGGAGAUCACAGUCAACAAACCUAACAGAGAGCGGCAGAAACUCAUGAGAGAGCAGAACAUACUCAAACAGAUAUUCAAGCUGCUUCAGGCCCCAUUCACUGACAGUGGGGACGGCCCUAUGUUGCGCCUGGAAGAACUUGCAGACCAACGUCAUGCUCCCUGUCACAUCUGUCGGCUCUGCUACAGAGUCCUACGUCACUCACAACAGGACUAUCGUAAAAACCAGGAGUACAUAGCAAAGCAAUUCCGCUUCAUGCAGAAGCAGAUAGGAUAUGAUGUGCUUGCUGAGGACACUAUUACAGCCCUGCUGCACAACAACAGGAAGCUUCUAGAGAAACACAUCACUGCAGCUGAGAUAGACACCUUUGUCAGCCUGGUCCGCAAGAACAGAGAGCCCAGAUUUCUGGACUACUUGUCAGAUUUGUGUGUGUCUAUGAAUAAAUCCAUUCCUGUCACACAAGAACUCAUCUGUAAUGCUGUGCUGGACCCAGCCAAUGCAGACAUCCUCAUCGAAACAAAACUUGUGUUAUCACGGUUUGAGGUGGCUGGAACAGUGCUUGGUGAGAGUGCAGAGGAGGAAGAGGAGGAUGAGGAGGAGGUAUGGUUGUUCUGGAAAGACAGUAGAGGAGAGAUGAAGAGUAAAAGCAUCAGAGAGCUUGCACAGGAUGCCAAAGAUGGACACACAGAGGACCUGGAAGUUAUCAAUUAUUACAGGUAUCAGUUGAAUUUGUUUGCUCGGAUGUGUCUGGAUCGGCAAUACCUGGCGAUUAACAAGAUAUCAGCACAACUGGAUGUGGAUCUGAUCCUGCGCUGCAUGUCAGAUGAAGACUUGCCUUUUGACCUCAGAGCCUCAUUCUGCCGCAUGAUGCUGCACAUGCAUGUAGACCGUGACCCUCAGGAGCAGGUUACACCUGUCAAAUAUGCUCGACUAUGGUCUGAAAUCCCUUCACAAAUUGCCAUUGAUGAUUAUGAUAACGAUGGGACAUCGCGUGAUGAGGUGAAGGAGCGCUUCUCUCAGACGAUGGAGUUUGUGGAGAAUUACCUGCGAGAUGUUGUGUGCCAGAGUUUCCCAUUUUCAGACAAGGAAAAAAACAAGCUUACUUUUGAGGUUGUGAACCUGGCGAGGAACCUUAUCUAUUUUGGUUUCUAUAACUUCAGUGACCUGCUAAGGUUGACCAAAAUCCUGCUGGCUAUCCUGGACUGUGUCCAUAUCAGCACUCCCUUCCCUAUCAAGCUGCCUGGAGACCGUGGCAAAGGAAGUAAUGUAAUGCGGUCCAUCCAUGGGGUGGGAGAGCUGAUGACACAGGUGGUGUUGAGGGGUGGAGGGUUCCUGCCAGUUACCAGCCACAACCCUCCCGACAGAGAUGAAGUCAAAGCCCAGACUGAACCUCAGAAACAAGACAUACUAGUGAUGGACACCAAACUCAAGAUCAUUGAAAUCCUACAGUUCAUUCUAAAUGUGCGGUUGGACUACAGGAUCUCCUGCCUGCUCUGUAUUUUUAAAACAGAGUUUGAUGAGAGCAACUCUCAAACAGAGCCAUCUGUAAACCAGGACUCUCCUGCCAGUGUUCAAGGUGCGCUGGACUUUGAACACAUUGAAGAGCAAGCAGAGGGGAUUUUUGGAGGAAGUGAAGAAAACACCCCUCUGGAUCUUGAUGAUCAUGGUGGCCGGACGUUUCUGAGGGUGUUACUGCACCUGACCAUGCAUGACUAUCCUCCGCUGGUUUCACGAGCUCUUCACCUCCUCUUCCGACACUUCAGCCAGCGGCAAGAGGUCUUACAGGCCUUUAAGCAGGUUCAGCUCCUGGUGACCAGUCAGGAUGUGGAAAAUUACAAGCAGAUCAAGUCAGAUUUGGACCAGCUGAGGUCUAUAGUAGAGAAAUCAGAGCUGUGGGUCUAUAAGAGACAGGCAGACUCAGGGAUGGACACUGGAGAGGGUGCAAAUGAAGCGCACCACAAGGGUGUCAUCAACUCAAGUAGAUCAGACAAACCCAAAGUUGAGAGCACCAGCAGCUCAAACUACAGAGUUGUGAAGGAGAUCCUUCUGAGGUUGAGUAAAUUGUGUGUUUUGGAGGGCAUCUCUGGUAAGAAGAAUAAGAAACAGCAGCAGCGGCUCCUCAGGAACAUGGGAGCUCACAGUGUGGUCCUGGAACUGUUGCAGAUCCCUUAUGAGAAGGGCGAGGAUGUUCAGAUGCAAGAGAUUAUGACUUUAGCUCAUCAGUUCCUUCAGAACUUUUGCGCUGGAAAUCAACAGAACCAGGCACUUCUGCACAAACACAUUAACCUGUUCCUCAACCCUGGGAUUCUAGAGGCAGUGACCAUGCAGCAUAUUUUCAUGAAUAAUUUCCAGUUGUGUAGUGAGAUUAACGAGCGGGUAGUGCAGCACUUUGUGCACUGCAUCGAGACACACGGACGCAGUGUCCACUACCUCAAGUUCCUCCAAACCAUUGUAAAGGCUGAGAACAAGUUCAUCAAGAAAUGCCAAGACAUUGUCAUGGCUGAGUUGGUGACAGCGGGUGAAGAUGUGUUGGUGUUCUACAAUGACCGGGCAUCUUUUCAAUCAUUGGUUCAAAUGAUGCGCCUUGAGAGGGAACGACUUGAUGAGAGCAGUGCACUCAGGUAUCAUAUUCACUUAGUGGAGCUGCUGGCUGUGUGCACUGAAGGGAAGAAUGUCUACACUGAGAUCAAAUGCAACUCCCUGCUCCCCCUCGAUGAUAUUGUACGUGUGGUGACUCACGAAGACUGCAUCCCAGAGGUGAAGAUGGCCUAUGUGAACUUCCUGAAUCACUGCUAUGUAGACACAGAGGUUGAGAUGAAGGAGAUCUACACCAGCAAUCACAUGUGGAAACUGUUUGAUGAUUUCCUGGUGGACAUUUGCAGAGUGUGCAAUAACACAAGUGACCGCAAGCAUGCUGACACAGUUCUGGAGCGCUACGUUACUGAGACAAUCAUGAGCAUCGUCACCACCUUUUUCAGCUCACCGUUCUCAGACCAGAGCACAAGUUUGCAGACCCGGCAGCCAGUGUUUGUGCAGCUGCUGCAGGGAGUUUUCCGUGUGUAUCACUGCAACUGGCUGCUCCCAAGUCAGAAGGGCAAUGUGGAGGCUUGCAUCAAAGUGCUGAGUGAUGCAGCCAAAGGUAGAGCCAUAGCCAUUCCUGUGGAUCUGGACUGUCAGGUGAAUAAUUUGUUCAUGAAGUCAAACAACAUAGUGCAGAAAACAGCCCUGAGCUGGAGACAGUCCGUCCGUAAUGCCACACGAAGAGAUUCUGUUAUGACCACCUCCAGAGACUACCGCAACAUUAUUGAAAGACUUCAGGAUAUAGUGUCCGCACUGGAAGAGCGGUUGAGGCCUCUGGUUCAGGCUGAGCUGUCUGUAUUGGUGGAUGUCCUCCAUCGUCCAGAACUGCUGUUUCCAGAACACACUGAAGCCCAUCGGAAGUGUGAGAGUGGAGGCUUCAUCUGCAAAUUGAUAAAACAUACCAAGCAACUUCUAGAAGAAAAUGAGGAGAGGCUUUGUAUCAAAGUUCUGCAGACGCUCAGAGAAAUGAUGACCAAAGACAGAGGAUAUGGAGAGAAGCUACUGGGAUUUGAUGAUGAGAUGGAUGUCACUGAGGUGGUGGAUUUGAGUCUGCCACCAAAACAGCUGGAGGAUCGAAGGAGGGGGGAGGCCCUUCGGCAGCUGCUCGUCAACCGUUACUAUGGCUUCAGGAGUGGUGGGCGGAGAGAAAGUCUGACCUCCUUCAGUAACUCCACCCUGGCACCUGUAGGACCAAUCAAGAGUCAGCCAGGGGGUUUGAGUAGGGCUGAGAUGUCAUUGAUGGAGGUGCAAUGCCACCUGGACCGUGAAGGAGCCUCUGACCUUGUUAUUGAUCUUAUUAUGAAUACUACCAGUGACCGUGUCUUCCACGAAAGCAUACUAUUGGCCAUUGCACUACUGGAGGGUGGGAACACCAUCAUACAGCACUCCUUCUUCAAACGUUUAACAGAAGACAAAAAUUCGGAGAAGUUUUUUAGGGUGUUUUAUGAUAGAAUGAAAGCUGCUCAGUUGGAGAUCAAAGCCACAGUUACCGUCAACACUAGUGACUUGGGCAACAAACGGCGUGAUGACAACACUCCAGACAAAGAGACCCCACAACGCCGGAGAGAAAAAAAUUCAGGUGUCGUGGUGACUGAUGAUACCCGUGAGCAGCUGUUGGAGGCAUCUGCUGUGACUAAGAAGGCCUAUGGUUCGUAUCGACGAGAUGCUGAUCCUGAGGAGGCUUAUGGCACCACAGAUGGAGACAAAGGAGGUGGAGAUAAAGGAACAGAGCAGGGCGAGAUGAGCCCUGUCAUUCUCAUCAUGCAGCCAAUCCUUCGCUUCCUACAGCUGCUGUGUGAGAACCAUAAUCGUGACCUGCAGAAUUUUCUCCGUUGUCAAAACAACAAGAACAACUAUAACCUUGUGUGUGAAACCCUGCAGUUCCUGGACUGCAUCUGUGGAAGUACAACAGGAGGCCUGGGGCUGUUAGGGCUGUAUAUUAACCAGCAUAAUGUGGCUCUCAUUAAUCAGACUGUAGAGAGUCUCACUGAAUACUGUCAAGGGCCCUGCCACGAUAACCAGAAUUGCAUUGCCACCCAUGAGUCUAAUGGCAUUGACAUCAUUAUUGCAUUGAUUCUGAAUGAUAUUAAUCCACUGGGCAGAAAGAGAAUGGAUCUGGUUCUAGAACUAAAGAAUAAUGCAUCUAAGCUGCUGCUGGCCAUCAUGGAGACACAUGACAGUGAGAACGCAGAAAGAAUCCUGUACAACAUGAGACCAAAAGAACUAGUGGAAGUGAUGAAAAUGGCCUACCAGCAGGGGGAAGCAGAGUUCGAGGAUGAGGAACAGGAGAAUGGAGAGGACCAUGCUGCCUCACCUCGCAAUGUUGGACACAACAUCUAUAUCCUUGCACAUCAGCUGUCACGUCACAAUAAGGAGUUGCAAAUACUACUGAAACCAGGUGGGGAGGACCAGGCCCUGGAGUAUUACACUGAACACACCGCACAGAUAGAGAUAGUCCGGCAGGAUCGCACUAUGGAACAGAUUGUGUUUCCCGUACCAAAUAUCUGCUCUUUUCUGACAAAUGAGUCCAAGCUGCGUGUGUACUAUGGUACAGAGAGAGACGAACAGGGCAGUAAAAUAAAUGACUUCUUCCUGCACGCAGACGACCUCUUCAAUGAAAUGAGGUGGCAGAAAAAGCUAAGAGCACAGCCAGUGUUGUACUGGUGUAGCCGGAACAUGUCAUUCUGGAGUAAUGUGUCUUUUAACCUGGCUGUUCUCAUUAACCUGUUAGUGGCGUUCUUUUACCCUCUGGACGGAAUGAGUGAAAGUUCACUAGAUCCUUCUCUUUCUCUGUUGCUGUGGGUGUGUUUGUUGGGCUCUUUGGGGUUUGUGUUGAUGUCACCGAGGCCGAACGCAGUGCGAGUGCUGGUCAUCUCCAGUGUGCUGCAGCUGGGCUUCUCCGUGGGCCUGCAGCAUAUGCUGACACUCUUGGGAGCUUUUAAUGUUUGUAAUAAGAUAGUGUUCAUGCUGAGCUUUGUGGGUAACCGUGGGACGUUUACCCGUGGUUACCGGGUGAUGGUGAUGGAUAGGGAGUUCCUGUUUCAUCUGCUGUACCUUCUCAUCUGCACUCUGGGCCUUUUUGGACAUGUCUUCUUUUACAGUCUACUGUUGUUUGAUCUGGUGAACAGGGAAGAGACUCUUUUGAACGUUAUCAAGAGUGUGACUCGAAAUGGCCGCUCUAUUGUCCUGACGGCUGUUCUGGGCCUGAUCCUGGUUUACCUCUUCUCCAUUGUUGGCUAUAUGUUCUUUAAGGAUGACUUCAUUCUGGAGGUGAACCGUAUUCCCAACGGCACUCUGGAGGAGGGAGUAAAUCUGGCUCCUGGCUUCCUGUCUGAGGGGGUCUGCAAUGGCCUAAAUGCUUCCUGUCUGACUGCGGAUGUUGAGGAGGAUGACGUAGAGCGAGCGUGUGAUUCUCUGUGGAUGUGUAUGAUCACUGUACUGAGUCACGGUCUCAGGAGUGGUGGUGGAGUUGGAGAUGUUCUGCGCAAGCCAUCCAAAGAGGAGCGUCUGUUCGCCGCACGGGUCGUGUAUGACCUUCUGUUCUUCUUCCUGGUGAUCAUCAUCGUGCUGAAUCUGAUCUUUGGCGUCAUCAUUGAUACGUUUGCUGAUCUGAGAAGCGAGAAGCAGAGGAAAGAGGAAAUCCUCAAGACCACAUGUUUCAUCUGCGGUCUGGAGAGAGACAAGUUUGAUAAUAAAACAGUGACAUUCGAGGAGCACAUCAAGGAAGAGCACAACCUGUGGCAUUACCUGUACUUCAUUGUGCUGGUGCGGGUCAAGGACUCCACUGAAUACACAGGCCCUGAGAGCUAUGUCGCUCAGAUGAUCAAGGAACACAAUCUGGACUGGUUUCCACGUAUGAGGGCCAUGUCGCUGGUCAGCAGUGAUGGUGAGGGUGAACAAAAUGAACUGCGCAGUUUGCAGGAGAAACUAGAGUCCACAAUGAGGCUGGUCUCCAACCUGACCAAUCAACUCACAGAGCUCAAAGAGCAGAUGACUGAGCAGAGGAAACACAAGCAGCGGAUUGGUCUGCUGGGAAACCCUGCCCACCUCAACAUCAACCCACAGCAGCCGGCGUGAGAGGUAGGGCCUGAGGUCUGUCUGACAUAAUGGAGCCUCAUUCCAGCAGCUUUAAAACUAUCUUGACAUGGACACUUACAUAGUCAUGAGGUAAUGUCUGGUCAUGCUCGGACAUGCACGCUCACUCAAAGACUCCAAUCGUGACAUUUUGAGCCUCAUUGCUGUAUGAGGUGCUAUAUUCAUUUUUUUUAAGCACUGAUGUGAUCACUUCAGAAACAAUCUUUGCACUGUGUAUGAGUGUAGUAUUAUAGGAUGCCUUCACAGAGUGGUUCUUGAUAGAUUUAUGUCCCUCUGGAUUUCUUUGCACCUUUUUAUCAGAAUGGAGAUAUUAAUAUAAUGUGUGAAAUUUUUAUAGAUUUUUUCUGUGUAUAUUUAUUUGGAACGUCUAUUGCUGAGAUGGAUAUCCAUAUAGAAGGUUUAAUAAACACCUACACUGAGAAGUUUCUAAAACUAAAAAUAAAUGAGACUAAAUCGCCUUUAAAAGAUGGGUUCGCUGCUAUAAAGAUGACAAUGUGCAUUGUGUGAUGACAGAAUGUUUUAUUGACAGUACUUCCAGAAAAUGUCAAAUUUGAGAACCAUGGACUUCACAUACGUUAUCAUAAUUAUUACUACUGAUCACGGAGACAGGUUAAAUCACAGAUUAACAGAGCUCUUCGAAUUCGGUUCACAGAAGUGCUCUUGUAGUAAAAAAAAAAAAAUCCUGGUAGUAAACAUGACGAUAAUUGAGAUAAAAACGUUUCACUGACUUUAUCUCCAUAAACACUAUAGACUGUAGAGUGAAAAAAACAUAUAUAAUCACAAAUUAAUUAUAAAUCUAUUGCUGAGAUUUAGGAAAGUACACUUUCUGUGCAAAAAAUAAAGUUAUUAAAGAAAAGUACAAGUAUGCUUAACGUGCAAAAAAUAGCCUACUAUUGUAACAAGGCUUUUAAAAAAAUGUAAACAUUAAAUUUGGCUUUCUCUGGAAAUGUAA